GGUAGAUAUUCUCGUAGACGCGCCGUGCCGUACACUGUACAGAGUUCGGUUUCGUGGGGCGACCGGCCGGCCGGCCGCCGAUCAGCUCUCGCCUUUGCGACGCGCUCUCUCCCCCCGCCUCCGCUCUCUCCCCGUCCCCGCCGGCGAGCAGGCUCGGAGGGACGCGGCUGGGGCCCCGUUCCACCGCGAUCUCCAUCGAAUCGACGUACCAGGUUAAGAGGAGGGGAUCAGCAUUGUUUCUUCAUCAAUGAUGGGUUGGAGAUUGGCUUUGCUACUAUUACAUGUUCUUUUGUGCCUAGUCAAUGGUGUCUCCUCUGGCCGCACAAGCUCUUACGUGCGUACAGAGUACCCAUCUACUGACAUACCUCUAGAAAGUGAAUGGUUUGCAGCUCCAAACGGCUAUAAUGCUCCACAGCAGGUUCAUAUCACUCAAGGUGACUAUAACGGCAAAGCUGUUAUAGUAUCAUGGGUUACUGUAGCAGAACCUGGGCCAAGUGAGGUGUUCUAUGGUAAAAAUGAGCACCAGUAUGAUCAGAGAGCAGAAGGAACAGUGAAAAAUUAUACUUUUUAUGACUAUAAAUCUGGAUAUAUUCACCAUUGCCUUGUUGAUGGCCUUGAGUAUAAUACCAAAUAUUAUUACAAGAUUGGAAGUGGGGAUUCAUCUCGAGAAUUUUGGUUUGAAACUCCUCCAGCGAUUGAUCCGGAUGCGUCAUACACAUUUGGCAUCAUUGGUGAUCUGGGGCAGACAUUUAAUUCCCUCUCAACUCUUCAACAUUAUGAAAAAAGCCAAGGACAAACUGUUCUAUUUGUUGGGGAUUUGUCAUAUGCUGAUAGAUAUCAACAUAAUGAUGGGAUUCGUUGGGAUUCUUGGGGGCGCCUUGUGGAACAUAGUACUGCAUAUCAGCCAUGGAUUUGGAGUGCUGGAAACCACGAGAUUGAAUACAGACCUGAUCUGGGAGAAACUUCUACAUUCAAGCCAUAUCUGCAUAGAUAUCAAACUCCAUAUUUGGCAUCAAAGAGCAGUUCUCCUAUGUGGUAUGCAGUCAGGCGUGCAUCUGCUCAUAUCAUUGUGCUUUCUAGCUAUUCUCCAUUUGUAAAAUACACUCCUCAAUGGACCUGGUUGAAGAAUGAACUGAAGCAUGUGGAUAGAGAGAAGACACCUUGGCUAAUUGUUCUCAUGCAUGCUCCCAUGUACAACAGCAAUGAAGCACAUUACAUGGAGGGUGAGAGUAUUAGGGCUGCUUUUGAGAAAUGGUUCGUGAAGUACAAGGUUGACUUGGUAUUUGCAGGGCAUGUGCAUGCUUAUGAGAGAUCGUAUCGUAUCUCUAACAUCAAUUACAACAUAACAUCGGGAAAUCGAUAUCCAAUGGCAGACAAAUCUGCUCCUGUGUACAUAACAGUUGGUGAUGGAGGCAACCAGGAAGGUCUUGCUUCAAGGUUCAGUGAUCCACAGCCAGACUACUCUGCGUUCAGGGAGGCUAGUUAUGGUCAUUCGAUUUUGCAACUGAAAAACAGGACUCAUGCUAUCUACCAGUGGAAUAGAAACGAUGAUGGGAAGAACGUACCUGCAGAUAAUGUGGUGUUCCAUAACCAAUAUUGGGCAAGCAACACUCGACGCAGGAGGCUGAAGAAGAACCAUUUUCGCCUAGGGCGCAUUGAGGACUUGAUAUCAAUAUUCUAGGAGUGAAUAUUGUAGACGAUUACAUCAAGUAUUCCCUUGGUCGACCGAGGGAGGCAGGCAGGCUAUCGGAUCUCAUAUUCUCAUGUAAAGGAACCAUGCACAAACACCCGAUACCAUUGAACACUGUAUUAGUGUGCAUUAGUGUAUUGUACGAUGAAGAAAAGCCUGUAAUAAGAUGUUGGUACUCCUACAUGCGUAGCAGCAGCAUUUUAACAAUGUUAGCAGCAGUAUCUAUCUGCUAUAUUAAAAGGAGCUGGGAUUUGGUCC
This is a messenger RNA of Oryza brachyantha (malo sina), 1948 nucleotides long. RefSeq names its product phosphoenolpyruvate phosphatase. The record is from RefSeq and is a predicted model, not a curated record. The transcript is spliced from 10 exons. Lineage: Eukaryota; Viridiplantae; Streptophyta; Magnoliopsida; Poales; Poaceae. The coding region runs from base 248 to 1681 and encodes 477 amino acids. Gene Ontology annotation, molecular function: metal ion binding; acid phosphatase activity.